AUGAGCACAUCCGCCCAGUCCGCGUAUGCGGAACCCAUCAACAUCUCGUCGAGCCUGCCCCAACCCGCGCCGCAGCUGGCGCUGCUCGACUUUUUCUUCCCCGGCUUCAGCAUCUUCACGACCGCUUUCCAGAAGUACCUCGGUAUCGACCUAAACGUAUACAUCCCCCUCGUCAUCCUCUGUGGCGGCGCGACGUUUGCCUGGCGCUACUUCAGCGAUUACUUGUGGGAAAAAGUUGAAAAGCAUCUCAUGUCUACCGUUGAGGUCCGCACCGAUGAUGAGAUAUACAACAUACUCAUGUCCUGGGUUGCCGCCCAACGCUUCGCCAAGAACUCACGUCGCUUCGUUGUCAACACCAACCUGAGCUCGCGUUCCUGGUUCCUCUGGCGCUGGGACGAUGACGAGGAGGAGAACGAUGAUGUCUCCUCCACGGACGGAUCCCCCUCUGAGUUCGGCCAGAAGAAGAAGCCCCUCGCCUACACACCCAGCUUUGGCAGCCAUUCCUUCUGGUACCGCGGUCACCUGCUGCUCUUCAAGCGGAGCCAGAACCGCGAGCAGGCCUCCUACCUGGUUGUUAGCGAGCGCGAGGAGAUUAGCCUCUCGUGCUUCGGCCGCAAUCCCUGGAUUCUCAAGGAACUUCUCCAGGAGGCCCGGGCCGAGUACCAGGAGAAGGACUCGCAAAAGACCAUGAUCUAUCGCGGCAGCACGCGCGUAGGUACCACCGAGCCCACGUGGCAGCGCUGCAUGGCCCGAACUUCCCGGCCCUUCUCGACCGUUAUACUCAACGAGAAGACGAAGAAAGACAUUGUCGACGAUGUCGCCGACUACCUGUCCCCCACGACCCGUAAGUGGUAUUCAAACCGUGGCAUCCCUUGGAGGCGCGGCUAUCUUCUUACCGGUCCUCCUGGGACCGGCAAGUCUUCGCUAUCGCUCGCGCUGGCCGGCUUCUUCAAGAUGAGGAUUUACAUUGUGAGCUUGAGCUCCAUCUCGGCCAACGAAGAGAAUCUUGCAACGCUUUUCGCCGAGCUGCCCCGGCGAUGUGUCGUUCUCCUGGAGGAUAUCGACACCGCCGGCCUUACGCACACAAGAGAGGAUGUCGGAACGAACGACACGACUGGACACAAGGAAGGAAGUGGAGAGAUGGUUCCUGGACAGCUGACUCCAGGUAACCCCGCCAAUCAGCCCAGCGGCCGUCUUUCCCUCUCGGGCCUGCUCAACAUCCUCGACGGUGUAGCCAGCCAGGAGGGCCGCGUUCUCAUCAUGACGACAAACCAUGUCGAGAAGCUCGACAAGGCCCUCAUCCGUCCCGGCCGCGUAGACCAGAUCGUCAGGUUCACCCUGGCCGACGAUGAGAUAAUCGGGGCGAUCUUCCGAGCCAUCUAUGCGCCCCUCGAGGGCGACGAGGACGACACCCCCAUGCAGCACCCGGACAAGGCACUGACUCUCGAGACCAAAACGACGCUUGCCGCGCAGGCUGCCAAGCGCACCGCCGACACCGUGGCCAACGUUGAGGCUCUGUCCAAGGCGUUUGUUGACAGGAUUCCCGCGCACGAGUUCAGCCCUGCUGAAAUACAGGGCUACCUGAUGAAGCACAAGCGGAGCGCCGAGGCGGCUGUCGCCGGAGCUGAGGACUGGGUCACGGAGACGCGCAAGGAGAAGAAGGACAAGGAGCUCAAGGCCGCCGAGGAGAAACGGCAGGCCGAGGCUAAGAAGAAGGAUGAAGAGGAGAAGAAGCGCAAGGAGGAGGCGGAGGAGGAAAAGAAGAAGCAGGAAAAGGACAGGCGGAAGGGGGAGAGAAAGAAGAAGCGCAGGAGCGAGAAGAAGAGCAGACACCAUAAGGAGGUGUCUGAUUCUUCUGAUUCGUCCGAUUCCGGUUCCGGCUCCGGGUCGGAAUCGGAAGCCCCGGUCAAGGUGACGGUGACGGCGGCGGAAGAGACGAAGAGCAGCCCAGUGGUCCCGGAUGUCAAACCCCCAAAUGGGGUGGACGAAGCCAAGCAAAAGCUAGACUCGGGGUACGGAACCCCAGUGGAGGUUUGA
Messenger RNA from Colletotrichum graminicola M1.001, 2037 nucleotides. RefSeq lists its product as uncharacterized. Gene Ontology annotation, cellular component: mitochondrial inner membrane. The coding region runs from base 1 to 2037 and encodes 678 amino acids. The transcript has a single exon. Gene Ontology annotation, biological process: mitochondrial respiratory chain complex III assembly; protein insertion into mitochondrial inner membrane from matrix. NCBI's taxonomy places the organism in Eukaryota, Fungi, Ascomycota, Sordariomycetes, Glomerellales, Glomerellaceae. The record is from RefSeq and is a predicted model, not a curated record. Gene Ontology annotation, molecular function: ATP hydrolysis activity; ATP binding.